AUGUACCUGAUUUUGGUGGUGAUACUAGGCAUAAAAGAGAUGUUAGUUUUAAUGAUAUUAAACGUGUUGCUGGGUUUAUGAGCAGUUAUCAUCCUGAUGAUAUUGAAGUUGAGCGUAAAAGGAAAAAAAUUGCUGAAAAUAAUGAUGAGCCAAAAGAAAUACAUGUUGAGGUUGAAGUUGAAGUGGAAAAUGAUUAA
Racocetra persica is the source of this 197-nucleotide messenger RNA. The record is from the annotation of a GenBank genome assembly. NCBI's taxonomy places the organism in Eukaryota, Fungi, Glomeromycota, Glomeromycetes, Diversisporales, Gigasporaceae.